GGACCACGCACCGAUCAUUCGUUGCCGGAGCUUAGCCGAGUGUGAACGCGCGACCACGGACACCGCUUUUUCCAGUGCCAGUGCCCAGUUCCGGGAGACAGUUCUUUGCUGCUUGAAGCUGUUACGAUCUCGCAGUGCGGUUUUGUUGUUUUUAUCCGGUUACGGCAUUCCAGCAUUGCAAAGGCAUUCGGUGUUGGGCGUUAGUGCGUAGUGAUUUCUUUUGGUGGCAACCUCAAAGCUCAGCAAACCAGACAGAGCAUUCCUUUAGGAACCGGAGGUAUCCAGCAACGGGGCAACUACAAGAAAAAGGGAAGCGAAGCAUCCUAAUAAGGUUCAUCGUCAACCUCCGCCGAUUCUACUUCACAGAAAAAGAUGCAGCACUUCAAAACGCUGACACUGACGGUGUUGCUGGCGGUAGCACUUCUAGCCGCCGGUAUCCGGGCCUCGCCACAGGGUGACGAUUCGGCGAAGGCGAAUCGAAACAGUCUCCUGCUCCGGCGUGGAAAUGUUGGACGACCACUGGGACGUACGACACCAACCACCACCACCACCACGACACCCUCAUCCGCGGACUACGCUGAGGAUGAGUAUGCGGAUAACUAUGACGAGGGCAAGGGUGAGGAUGGUGCGGACGAUGGUGGUGAGGAGGGCCCGGCAGGUGGAAAGCAACCGACCACCACCACCACCACGACGGAGGCACCGAAAAAGAUACGGCCAAGCAUUCGCCCAUUCCGCAGCAACGAUGAUCUGCUGACAGCGCUGAAGAAGCGGCGCCAGGAGUCGAAGAACAGCAAACCCGCUGUCGCACCGAAGGAGAAGGUGUACGACGACGAGGACGUUCCCGCACCGGCCGCCCCAGCGAAAAGCGCGAAAGCUCCCGCAAUCGUUCCGAACAAACGGCGGUUCGGUAGUGGUGCGGCACGCAAGGACGACCAUUCGGCGGACGCAUCCAGCAACGACGGCCACGACGGUGGUAGUGACGGUGGCAGCAGCAGCAACAGCAGCAAUGGCGCCAAGUCCCUGAUCGGACGCUUGGGACGAUCGCGGUUCGCACUGAAGCAGUGAGCCGGCAGGGCCCGAGACAUCUCCCACCAUUAUCCUGAUGCAGGAUGCGACGGAGGAGAGCGAGGGAUGGGUGGGAGGAUGGAAGGAUGAGGAAGAUGAGGAAGGCAACUCAAUACCAGCCAGCCAGCAUUUUGGAGCAGAGAAGCACAAGAGAUAAACACAGAGAGAGAGAGAGAGCAAGAGCAAGAGAAAGAGAGAGAGAGAAGGCAAGGACAGAGAGAAAGAAAGAUCGCUUUUUGACAGGGAUUUGUUGGAUCCGCUCUGCCAUUAGCUCCGAAACGUAUCUACAGACUCCGCUACAGACUACCCCUGAUUUCCCUGUUCGGUUUUCUUGCACGAGCUGCGUUAUUGCUCGGUGCGACUGUGGUUUGCCGGGCAACAUCACAACAAAACAUCAACACCUGUCAAUUCGGCUCUGCGUUACGUUUAGCUAUUGUGUUAUAUGUAGUUAAAACAAUACAAUACACUCACACACACACACGGACACACAAACACACAUCACACACGUACACCUAGACAGUUAUUGACUCGUUGGAGCAAAUAAAAUGCGUGCCAAUUGCGGUGCGCGCCCGUUUUCA
Molecule: messenger RNA, 1643 nt
Organism: Anopheles stephensi (Asian malaria mosquito)
Lineage: Eukaryota; Metazoa; Arthropoda; Insecta; Diptera; Culicidae
Exons: 6
Coding region: 373-1065 (230 amino acids)
Source: RefSeq, a predicted model, not a curated record